Messenger RNA from Coccinella septempunctata (seven-spotted ladybird), 1327 nucleotides. RefSeq lists its product as uncharacterized. Lineage: Eukaryota; Metazoa; Arthropoda; Insecta; Coleoptera; Coccinellidae. The transcript is spliced from 2 exons. The record is from RefSeq and is a predicted model, not a curated record. Bases 78 to 1109 code for a protein of 343 amino acids.
UUUUUCUGUAUUGAGUCUUUCUUACGGGCCCAAGAAAGUGAAGUUUGUCUCUCUGUAUUUCCCUAAGCCUAGUAAAGAUGCCACGAAAUUGUUUUUUCUGUUCAAAAAAUAUUACAUCCAAUAAUUUGUUUUUACCAUGCUCAAAGUGCAAUAGGCCUUUUCACGCCGAAUGCGUAAAUUCAAAAGGAUCAGACAUCGAAUACUUAAAAAACAGAAACGAAAAAUGGAACUGCCAUGUCUGUGUAUCAACCGAGCGUUCUCUUCGCAGUAACUCGUGCAGUAGUCGCACACAACCCUCUGUUGCCUCUCCACCAUCUCCGCCUACGAAUGUUGAAUGCGAUAAUGCAACCAUCAUGCAGCAGUUAGCUUUGGUUAUGAAUCAACUGCAUAAAUUAAAUAAUGCCAUGACUCGUAUGGAAAAAAGGCAUGAUGAUGUACUUAGCCAGCUCGCAAUUUGUAACUCCAAAAUAGAUGAACAUUCCAGUAUACUGGCUGAACACGGCACUCACAUUCAGUCUUGCCAGAGAGAGGUGUCAGAUCUCCAGGGUACUUAUACAGAACUCUCUGCUGAGUUGUCUCGUGUCUCUAAUUCCUUGGAAGCGUUGAAGACAGAGCCCAAAACUUCCAAUAAUGAUAUCGUUUCUGCUGCUCACGUACAAGAAAUUGUACAACGUGUCAAGAGAUCUCACAACCUAAUCAUACAAAAUCUGCCGGAAUUUGACACUGAAUCCCUUGAGAAAUCAAAGGUAAACGAUUUGGUUGAGAAUAUCAGUGAGACUUCGAGUAGAUUCAUCGUGAGAAGUGAACGUUUGCCUUCUUCUGUGAAAUCCCGUCCUCGUCUACUGAAGGUAACCUUUAGUGAUCCGGAGGUAGUGUCCAAUAUUUUACGGAACAAAGCAGUUCUCAAGAGUAGAGAGGAGUAUAAUAGGAUAAUAAUCAGAGAUGAUAAAACUAAAGGCCAGAUUGAUGAGUUGAGGACUUUAAGGGAGGAACUUGCGGGACGACAGGCUUCAGGGAAAACAGGGCUGACCAUUAAGUACGUGAAGGGAGUACCGCGAAUUAUCAACUCUCCUACUGUUCCCCAACAUGAGAAUCUUAAAAAAAACUAACAAUAGAGUUGGCGCAGUGGCCAAUAAUGUACACAAACAUCCAAUCACUCCCUUCCAAGUUCAAUGAAUUUCUCGCCUUUGUACAGUUGCACAGACCCUACAUAAUGUUCAUCACAGAGUCUUGGCUUCACCCUGCACUCAGAGAUGGUUUGUACCACAUCGACUCAUACACAUUAUAUCGUGGCGAUAGUGAGCGGACGAUUGGACAUGGGGGAGUA